Rotaria sordida is the source of this 954-nucleotide messenger RNA. The record is from the annotation of a GenBank genome assembly. NCBI's taxonomy places the organism in Eukaryota, Metazoa, Rotifera, Eurotatoria, Philodinida, Philodinidae.
AUGAAAAAUAAUAAAUUCAAAUUUAUAUCUUCAAAUGAAAAUAUUCGAUUUGUUUAUUUUGAACUUUCACCAAUUAUAUCAAUUGAUAAUGAUGAUGAUAUUUUUUCAAUUGAGCAACCUACUGUUCAUCAAUCAAAUAAACAAAAAUUUUAUUUUAAAAAUCAUGAUAAUUCAACCAAAAAAAAUUCAUCAAAAAUUGAAACAAAUACUCCAUCUACAGAAAUUCCUAUAAACAAUUCUCAAUUUUCAUUAACAAAAAUUGAUUCAAUUCCAUCAUCUACUUAUGCACGAACAAAUUCACUUGAUUGGAAUUUCAUAUCAUCUAAUAAUAAUAAUCCAAUAACAAUUGAUCCAUCAAGUGAACAAUCAACAUCUUUAUCAAAUCAUCAAUCAAAUGAAAAUAUUCCAAAUUAUACACUUCAAUUAUCUUUAAUCUCAUCUGGUGAUGAUGGCAUAAUUGUACCUAUGGAGCAUGAUACACCAUCAACAAAUCGAAACGUUUAUCUUAUUAGAGCAUAUCCAACAGCAUUAGAUAUUCCAACUCAAUCACCACUACCAACUAAGUCGAAUACAUCAACAAAACCAAAAUAUGAAAAAGAACUCUCAGCUGAAGAACGAAAAAAACUUCAUAACAGAACGUGCACGUUAAAGCAAAGAACAAGAUAUUUCCAUCACAAAAUUACCAAAAAAAAUAUUGAUAAACGUUUUACUAUUAAACAAAUAAAAAAGAUUUUAAAACAACAUGAUAUACCAGUUACAGCUGUAAAUUUUUUACGUUCACCAAAUACAAAUGAAAAAACAUUAGCUAUUGGAUUAAAAGACAUAACCAAAUUAUCAACAUAUGAAGAUAUAGUCGUCGACUUAUUUACAAAACAACAUUAUGAACAAAUUCGACAUAACAAAUCCAAAUCUCGAUCAUCAACUCGUCGUCAUUUGAAUCAUCAUCAUUUCUAA